UGGUUAUUAGAUGUACUGUAUUGCUGACUGUCGGACGUGUUCUGAGAGAACGCGGUCAAAAGCGAGAAUAAUUUAAAAAGUGUACAAGUGCAUAAAACACAAAAAAUAAUAUUGUGAGCAACAAACAACAUUAAUACCUAUGAGAUAUAUAAAUUCUUGAAAAGCUUUAUUUAUUGUGUGAUUUACCACCAAUUGCUGCAUUGAUAAUUAUAUAUAAAUGAUAGAUAUUCGAUAUUUUUAAGGUGUUAUUUGGAUCUUAUACUUUUCCAGUGUAUAAAUAUUUCAAAUGAAAUAUUGAAAAACACAAUUGUUCAACUCCGUUCUGUGGAUUACGCGUUCAGUUAAAAAUUUUAUUUUUUUAAAAUACCAAUAAAUUUAUCCACAAUAUGGAAGUCAAAGCAGACAAAUUAUAUAUGCAAUUGAAUGCAGCGGAGCUUGAAGCCAUUAUCAAAAAAAAAGAUUCACCUAGCUCCAAUGAUCGUGAUGCGGGCUUCUGUUCUGCUAGUUCAGAAAGCGAAGGCGGUGACGAUUUGCCGCUAGAGCAUCCGUCGCAAUGUGACAGGGCCCAAGAAACUCCUGUUGUGAUGGUCCGCAAUAAACGGAAGAGUAUGGAGCCCUCGAAAGUUGUGGAGCCGACAUCGACCAUGAGAAAUUGUUGUUCAUCGCUAACCCAUGGCUCAACCGUAGCACCCUCGGGUCCACUGAAGAAACGAAUACGCUAUUCUUCUUCAGUUGAUUCGGCCGUAAUGCUGACGCCGCCAGCUCUUCAGUCACCAUCACACAUCAGCCACACACACGUGCCUCCGGCACAUGUAUGGGACUCUGCCUCCGUCCAGGUGCUGCCACGUGAAAUGUUACCUAAUCCUGCGCACAUUUUCAUGCGUCAUCCAGGUGUGACAACGCUACAUCGUGCAUUCGCAGCCUUCCCAACGCAGCCAGAACAAGAAGAACCGUUAGCGCUAAUAGCCAGGCAACCCCAAUCGGACGAAUCAAGUGAAAAGCAGGCGCAUCAGACCAACAAAGAAGCACCCCUUGCGUCCACCGAAUCCCUAGAGGAGCACACCAUCGAGGAGGAGUACUCAUUUAAGGAUCAUCACAAUAGUUCCCUAUCAAGGCCGCAGCAGCGGAACUAUAAAAAUAUGACUCGAGAGCGCAGAAUUGAGGCAAACGCCCGUGAACGCACCCGAGUUCAUACGAUCUCCGCUGCUUAUGAAACAUUACGCCGUGCCGUACCAGCAUAUGCGAGCUCCCAGAAGUUAUCGAAGCUAUCUGUAUUGCGUGUGGCCUGUUCCUACAUACUAACGCUAAGUCGUCUGGCUGACAAAGACUAUAGCUCAGACCAAUCAGAGCCAACUAUUGCUGAUUGUAUCGAGGCGAUAAAUUCCACUAUUCAAACGGAGGGAAAGGUAAAGCGGAAAAAGGAAGAAUAAAGUAGCAGAAUUACAAAUUUUGGAAAGACUUUGAUGUGACUUAUUAAUAACUUGAAAGUUUUAUAAGUGUCGUCCUAAUAGUUCCUGUGCUGGUAAUUGUUUCCAUUGGGAUACUGCACAAUUCAAGCAAAACUGAAGUCACAUUUAACCAAAUCAGCUUUAUAAAGUUUUUAAGCUUUUCGAUAAGUUGAAAUAAGCUAGAUUAGUAGAGGGAGGCGAGAAUUUAAUAUGCGUAUGUUUAUAUGCAUACAUAUGUACAUGCAUAUUUGAUCUGUACAUAAAACGAGAUACAAAAGAUAUUUGUAGAAUAUAAAACCAGCAAUGUGAUCUUAUUUUAGACCCGCUUGUAAUACAACAAUAUAUGUAUAUAAUAAUGAAGGCCAAAACAUGUUCCGUAGUACAAACAGUAAAAUAUUAAUUAAAAACUCUAAAAGACAAUAAAUGUAAUGUGAAUUGAAAUGAAAAGAAUUUCGGACAAUGAUUGCCAAUAAUUGUCAAAAAUAAAAAUCAAAAAGGUUCCAUUACAUUACGCAAGCAAAAAUUGGACUAUUUUGUAUUUGGUAUAUUAAAUAAGAAGUUGCAAAUGGAAAAAAAAAGUAGAAUUUUGAAUUGAUCUAUAUGUGAAUAAAAGUCUACGCAUAACCGAUAAUCUCAAUUUAUAAUAGUGGAGAAAAUCAAGAAUGUAUUGUGCCAUAAAAGCAGAAAGCUGAAAUACAAAAAUUGACUGUCAAAUUAAAUGAAA
Molecule: messenger RNA, 2172 nt
Organism: Drosophila mojavensis
Lineage: Eukaryota; Metazoa; Arthropoda; Insecta; Diptera; Drosophilidae
Gene: net
Exons: 2
Coding region: 387-1430 (347 amino acids)
Molecular function (GO): protein dimerization activity; DNA-binding transcription factor activity
Source: RefSeq, a predicted model, not a curated record